UUUUUCAGAGUUGCACCUAUGGAUACGUAAAAAUAAACAUUUCGGGAACUGAUGAACAGUACACGUUUUGCUCUUCCAAUGAUAUUAAGAACCCAAUAAUCAGUUUGAAUCAUGUGACGAUAAUAUAUAAACAACAUACCAAUUAUGGGUAUACCUCCCGUUUUGAGCUGAUCUAUAAUACAGAGAAUAUUAUUUGUACACAGCCUAACACUUUCCGAUGUUCAAAUCAUUACUGUGUCCCAAAGUAUAAGGUAUGCGAUGGUGUUAAGGACUGCGAGAAUGGAGCUGAUGAAAAAGGAUGUGAAAAAGGUGUUCUUGCUGUUCGUGGGAUUUCAGAAAGUCGCCGCAAUGCUAUUUUAUGGUUGAAAAGUAAACGGACAAAGUCUUGGGGCUGGAAGGAAAACACACAUAGAGCUGUCGUUGCUCUUUAUUUGGCAGAUGGAGCUAAGUUUAAUGGCACAAACGAGGAGGAUGAAUUAAUGGCCAAGCAAGUAGAACUCAAAACUUCUGUUGCUAUUUUAAGAAAUGGGACGGAUCCAGUUUCACCCAAUCAAUUAAGUAUGUUUGUAAAUUCACUGUUAACAGUGUGUCUUAAUCCACGCAAGUUUUACGGAUUUGACUUGGUGGAGCUCCUUAAGAAUCAACUCAAUAAUCCAUCAAUAAUUCCAGUCGUAUAUUUGGCCCUCUGCAAUGCAAACGAAACCAUGCCUGACGAUACGACAUCUAAAUUGAGAAAAGUUCUUUCGACCCAUUCAGACUACCCGUUCUUAAUAGAUUUCCAAGCUAUGGCAUCUAUGGCUCUUUCUUGUAUGAAAAAUCGAAAAAUGGGCUUAGACAGCGAAGGAAAUUUUUCCAUCAUGCAUAAUUACCAUUCAACCCUCAAGCAAUUUAAAUCAAUGCAACAUCAAGAUGGCAGCUUUGGAAAUGUAUAUCAGACAGCCUUAGUAACUCAGGCACUCUUAAGUGGUGGUCAAGAGAACAGCAAAGACUGGAAUCUCAAUGCGACGAUUAGGUAUUUGAUGGCCCAACUGAAUUCUUCUUCUGUAGAUUUCCUUACCACUUAUCUUACCUUGCCCAUUCUUAAUGGGAAAACUCUAGUCGAUAUUGCCAAAAUCAACUGCUCCGGCAAUCCUAGAAAGCACAGAGAAGACCAAGUGGCUGACAUUGAGAAUAAACUGGGACCCAAAAUGAGAGUGCAGUAUUCAUUGUAUGUUGGAGAUGAAAAGGAUAUCAUCUACACCUUGUCACUUAGAAUUCCUGCAAACAUCACAGUAUAUGAGAUAAUGGAAAUUGCGGAAGCUGCUGAUGAUAAGUAUAAUUUCAAAAGUAAACGAGUGGCCGGGAAAAUGUACGUUUAUGAAAUAGCGGAAUUACUAACGAUCCCGAAGAUGGAAAAUUCUGGAUAUUGUAUAAAGGUCCAAUCAGCAAUUCGACUGCAGCAAUUCAUUACUCGGAGAGUCCUGAUAGAUUACUUGUGCAAGAUCAAGAGCAUUUAAUAAUGUGGUACAAAACUACGCAUAUUUAAUCUACCUUGUUACUUGCAGAAGAAAUUGUAGGGAUGUUUAUCGUGAAAGGAAACUAUUCGUUGAUUUGGACUACAUCGAAUGGGAAGUUCAAAUGAAAAUUCCAAUCGAAUAAGCUUCAUUAUAAAUAUAGAAGUAGAGCAGAACUUACAUUAUGUUCUUCAUUGAAUGAUGAGUUAUCUAAUAUAUGUAAAAACUAAAUGUAGAACAUUUGCAAUGUCAAAAGUCAUGAUUUUGGAAGAGAUAAAAUAAUCUUAAAGGAAUAAAAUAUUUUACUUGAAAUAUAAUAGAUUUUAACAGCUA
Messenger RNA from Stegodyphus dumicola, 1826 nucleotides. RefSeq lists its product as uncharacterized. Gene Ontology annotation, biological process: cobalamin transport. Gene Ontology annotation, molecular function: protein binding; cobalamin binding. The record is from RefSeq and is a predicted model, not a curated record. NCBI's taxonomy places the organism in Eukaryota, Metazoa, Arthropoda, Arachnida, Araneae, Eresidae.